Pyricularia pennisetigena is the source of this 774-nucleotide messenger RNA. RefSeq lists its product as uncharacterized. The record is from RefSeq and is a predicted model, not a curated record. NCBI's taxonomy places the organism in Eukaryota, Fungi, Ascomycota, Sordariomycetes, Magnaporthales, Pyriculariaceae. Bases 1 to 774 code for a protein of 257 amino acids. The transcript is spliced from 4 exons.
AUGAAGAGCAAGCAGAUAACCCAAUUAACCCUUUAUAACAUCAUGUUCUGGCAGACCUCGCCUCCAGUUCCGGCUUUCAGCGAAACAGUUCGCGUAAAUCAUUUCGACGCCCAGUCCUGUUCGGAUAUUUUGGGCCUUUGUAUCUAUUACCUCGACCCCGAUAAUAAGGUGCGAACUGCCGCGGAGCCCAGAAUCGUCCAUGGUCCUAAAACUUUCGAUCCUGCGUACCGCUAUAACAACCGGCUUAAGCGGAGUUUUAUGUUGGUUAUUACCGGAGGAAGUUACAGAAGUUUUAACCAUACAGAUUUUAGGUUUAACCUAUUUUAUUGCCUCAAAUGUGCGGUUACGACAGGAUACCCUAUUGUCGAACGGACGGAAGUUGCGAUUUUGCAAUUUGGGGCUAAAUUCGAAAAAAGCAAGCGACACCAACUAUUUUACUUGCAGCCUCAUGCAGGAAUUUCUUUCCUGCCCAUACAGGUUUCUGUCAAGGCCCACAAAUCCAACAAUUUCUGUACGAAGCCAUCUCUCGAUCAAAUGUCACCUGACAUUUUCAGUGCAAAAGCACCCUUAAAAAAACCACAAAAAAUCUUGGCCAUCGUCAUACUAUUAAGGCGCGGGCUUGCCCCUCCUAUUCAGAUUAUUAAAGGAAUCGGUGCCGACGACAAAGCUCAGUUAGGAGGCCCGAGAGAACCGGAUACAUUUAAAAUGGCCAAAGCUGCGUCCGAGGAGCUGCAAAAUGUUUUAGCUAUUAGGGAUUGGCGUUACGGCGAUUGA